AUAUCAUCGAUCCUGAAAAUAUCACUGGUUUGGAAAAUACCAAUGAUCCUGGAGACAUCAAUAAUUCUGAAGACACCAAUGAUUCUGAAGAUACUAACAAUCUUGAAGAUAUCACCGAUUCUGAAAAUACCACUGAUUUUGAAAAUACUACCAAUUCUGAAGAUAUCACCAAUUCUAGUAUUGUUAUUAGGACAAUUAUUUCUGAUGCUAGUUUUCUUUCUUGA
Messenger RNA from Racocetra fulgida, 224 nucleotides. Lineage: Eukaryota; Fungi; Glomeromycota; Glomeromycetes; Diversisporales; Gigasporaceae. The record is from the annotation of a GenBank genome assembly.